CCAUUUUGAGCACAUGACUUGUGGUACUCCAGUGAGCCACAACAACAGUAACAUUUGUUCGGUUAAUGUGUUGUCUAGCUAGUGUUUCAUAUUCUAUCGUUUGCUUGUUAUUUAAAAAAUGAAGCUGCCAUGUUUAGUUGUUGCUCUGUGCUUCGGAGUAGGUGUAAUGGCCGGGAAAUACUCACGCGACGUGAACGAGCCCAAGUCUAGUGAUGGGCAGAAGCUGGAAUUUAGGAUAGCUAAAUUGGACCAGGUGUGGAACAAGGCUAACAGGAUGCAGCUCUCCCCGGUGCGGCAGUCCGAGCUGCACAGUGAUCUGAAGAUCCAGGAGAAAGAUGAGCUGCAGUGGAAGAAGCUGAAAGUGGAGGGGCUGGAUGAAAACGGAGAGAAAGAGGCCCAGCUCCGACGUAACUUUAAUGUGAUUCUGGCCAAGUAUGGGAUGGAUGGCAAAAGAGACACUCGAUCACUGGAGAGCAACCACCUGAAGGACCACGACAUCAAAGAGGGAGACACAUUUGAAGAUCCCAGGCUAGACAAACUCUGGAACAAGGCCAAGACCUCGGGGAAGUUCUCAAGCGAGGAGAUGAUGAGUCUGAAGAGGGAGUUCCAGCACCACAAGGACAAGACGCACGAGUACAACAUCCUGAUGGACACCAUCAGCAGGACGGAGGAAGAAAUCCACAAGAAUGAGAUCUCUGCUCUGGAGGGCGACACCAAGGAGCACGUGCUGCACCAGAAGCACUCGGACCUGAAGCAGAAGAUGAGUAACCUGAACCAGGGCUUCGAGCGCCUCCGCAAGAUCAGCCGCGAAGGCUUCUCUACAGACAGCGAGUUCCGGGAGCCCCGUGUGAUUGAACUGUGGGAGGCGGCCAAGAGAGCAAACCUCAGCGACAACGAGCUGGACUCUCUCAAGGAGGAGCUGCGUCACUUUGAGACGAAGGUGGAGAAGCACAGCCACUACCAGGAGCAGCUGGAGCUCUCCCACCAGAAGCUGCAGCACGUGGAGUCUCUAGGAGACAAGGAGCACAUCAAGAGGAACCAGGAGAAGUACAACACCAUCGCUGAGAAGACCAGGGAGAUGGGUUACAAGAUGAAGAAACAUAUGCAGGACUUGUCCAACAAGAUUUCUCGCGAGGGGCUGGAACACAACGAGCUCUGAGGAUCAACAACUGAAACCAUUCCCUCCACAACCACACGCAGCAUUCCCCUUCAUCUACUGUCCAAACAGAUCAGGGUUUUCUACUCUUCUCGUGUUAUACGUCCACUCUUCCCUUUUAAUCACUGAAUGAAUGAAAUGUUUGUACAUAAUAUCAGUUUUUGUAUGAUUCAGCUGGAUUUAUUCAGGUGACAAACUAGUCCGAUUAUCAGUCACAUAAAAUAAAGAUGAAUUAGUUUA
Messenger RNA from Trematomus bernacchii (emerald rockcod), 1396 nucleotides. It is a transcript of the gene lrpap1, whose product is annotated as low density lipoprotein receptor-related protein associated protein 1. The transcript is spliced from 8 exons. Gene Ontology annotation, molecular function: very-low-density lipoprotein particle receptor binding; low-density lipoprotein particle receptor binding; heparin binding. Gene Ontology annotation, cellular component: endoplasmic reticulum-Golgi intermediate compartment; plasma membrane; endosome. NCBI's taxonomy places the organism in Eukaryota, Metazoa, Chordata, Actinopteri, Perciformes, Nototheniidae. Bases 119 to 1159 code for a protein of 346 amino acids. The record is from RefSeq and is a predicted model, not a curated record. Gene Ontology annotation, biological process: negative regulation of very-low-density lipoprotein particle clearance; negative regulation of receptor internalization.